AUGGCUGAGCUACUCCAGAGACAUUUUCCUCUGCUGUUGUCUUCGUCAGCCAAUUUGCGCUGUCGCUUCUCCACCCCCUGCUGUGUAUCCCAUUUUCGGCGCCGACGACGGUUCCAGAGUUCUGCAGCGGCCCUUGGUAUACAGAACAGUCCGACAGCUCAUACGCUACCAUCACCGUCACCUUCACCGUCACCUUUGCCCUCGCCAUCGCCGUCACCACUUCCAUGUACUCCUGACUCGAUUCCUGCCUCUCGCGCUUCGAGGUCAUCCGCGUUGGAGCAUGCGAAACCCUUCUCGGACUUCCUGACAGACACCUUCAACAGGCAACAUGACUACCUCCGCAUCAGCGUUACGGAGCGUUGCAACCUGCGAUGUCUCUAUUGCAUGCCAGAGGAGGGAGUUGAGCUUUCCCCAGCUGUCAAGAUCCUCACAACUCCGGAAAUCGUCUAUUUGUCCUCCCUUUUCGUCUCUCAAGGCGUCACUAAAAUACGCCUUACCGGUGGCGAACCGACCGUCCGCAAGGAUAUCGUACCUAUGAUGCAACAGAUAGGGAGCCUACGUCGUGAUGGACUACGCGAAUUGUGUUUGACCACUAAUGGUAUUUCACUGCAUCGAAAACUGGAUAGCAUGGUAGAGGCUGGGUUGACUGGUAUCAACCUAAGUCUGGACACGUUGGACCCGUUUCAGUUUCAACUCAUGACCCGGCGUAAUGGGCUCGAAGCUGUGAUGAAGAGUAUCGCCCGUGUCCUUGAAAUGAAUAAGCAAGGGGCGGAGAUAAAACUAAAGAUUAACUGCGUGGUUAUGCGCGGGAUGAAUGAUAGGGAGAUUCUCCGCUUUGUCGAGCUCGGGCGCGAGAAGCCACUUGAAGUCAGGUUCAUCGAGUACAUGCCGUUCGACGGGAAUAAGUGGAACCAGGCGAAAAUGCUGCCGUACAAGGAAAUGCUUACGAUCAUUCGUGAGAAAUACCCCAACCUAGAGAAAGUCGCUGAUCACAAGAAUGACACGAGCAAGACAUAUCGUGUGCCAGGAUUCGAAGGACGUGUGGGUUUCAUCACAAGCAUGACGCACAACUUCUGCGGAACUUGUAAUCGUUUGCGCAUCACCAGCGAUGGCAACCUCAAAGUAUGUUUGUUCGGGAAUGCAGAGGUGUCGUUGCGGGAUAUGAUUCGAAGGGAAAACGAUGGGCAACCGAUCGAUGAGGAAGCCAUGAAAGCGCUCGGCCUGUUGGAGUCUGCCAGAAGGGCUGGCCAGGUCGAAUAUGGAGGCCUCGUCAAUGAGCGGGAAAGAGAGCUGCUCAAUAUCAUUGGCAUAGCUGUCAAGCGGAAGAAGGCGAAACAUGCUGGCAUGGGAGAGUUGAAGAAUAUGAAGAAUAGACCUAUGAUUUUGAUUGAUGAACAUGGUAUUGCAGUCAGUGAGACUUCAAGACAGUCCCUAGGGACCGCGCGCUUAAAGGGCAAUACCCAGGCGCAUCUCGGUAAUACAUGCCCGAGUCCGCUUUGGUCUGCGAUUCCCACCUAUCUACUCCACAACACCUCCCUCGCACGACUGCAUUUCCGCCUCUUUUCAACGAAAUGCUCCGACAACACAGGCACACCACCACCACCAACCACACAAGUACCAAAAGCCCACUCGUCCGCCAAACCCUGCAUCCCUGAUCUCCCAGUGGCCUCCGACCCGUCCCUGCCGCACCUCACCCCUUCCCAAACCGUCCACAUGACCUCCAUCUCACAUAAAGCUGAGACCACCCGCGUUGCCACUGCCAUGUGCCGCGUCACCUUCUCCAAUCCAAAGCCGUACUCCCUCCUCACGACGGCGGACGGCUAUACGAAGAAAGGCGACGUGCUUUCCGUCGCACGCAUUGCAGGGAUCAUGGCCGCGAAGCGGGCGGCAGAUAUUAUCCCGCUGGCUCAUCCAGGGCUGGGGAUUACGGGUGUGGAGGUUGACAUUCAGGCAUGCGCGCCGGAGGAUGCCUCUGGUCAUCCAAUGUCUGACGGGGAGGUUUUGUCCAUGAACAGCAGCAGCAGCAUCGUGAUUACCGCAACGGUAUCUUGUCAUGGACGGACGGGCGUAGAGAUGGAGGCGAUGACUGCGGUGAUGGGGGCAGCGUUGACAGUGUAUGAUAUGUGCAAGGCGGUGGAUAAGGGGAUGGUGGUGGGCGAGGCGAGAGUGGUGAGGAAGACUGGUGGCAAGAGUGGGGGGUGGGAGUGGGGGGUCAAAGUUGAGAAUGGGAGCGGGGAGGGGUAA
Molecule: messenger RNA, 2244 nt
Organism: Histoplasma capsulatum G186AR
Lineage: Eukaryota; Fungi; Ascomycota; Eurotiomycetes; Onygenales; Ajellomycetaceae
Product: molybdopterin cofactor biosynthetic protein
Exons: 3
Coding region: 1-2244 (747 amino acids)
Biological process (GO): Mo-molybdopterin cofactor biosynthetic process
Molecular function (GO): 4 iron, 4 sulfur cluster binding; metal ion binding; cyclic pyranopterin monophosphate synthase activity
Source: RefSeq, a predicted model, not a curated record